Messenger RNA from Fonsecaea multimorphosa CBS 102226, 939 nucleotides. RefSeq lists its product as uncharacterized. Bases 1 to 939 code for a protein of 312 amino acids. The transcript has 3 exons. The record is from RefSeq and is a predicted model, not a curated record. Gene Ontology annotation, biological process: ergosterol biosynthetic process. Gene Ontology annotation, molecular function: cytochrome-b5 reductase activity, acting on NAD(P)H. Lineage: Eukaryota; Fungi; Ascomycota; Eurotiomycetes; Chaetothyriales; Herpotrichiellaceae.
AUGUCAGCAUACAUCCGUCCUUCUCUGAAGGCCGUCGGUGUUGCAGCGGCAGGCGCCACCGCGGGCUAUACAGCAUGUCAUUACUGGAACACGACCUUCUUCCAAUUUAACACAGUUCACGCCGAAUCCCCUCCGUCAGAUGCCAAGGCAGCACUGAAGAAGAUGAACUGGAAGGGCUUCACAGAGCUCAAGCUCGAAAAGGCUGAAAUGGUCAAUCACAAUGUCAAAAAACUGACUUUUGCUCUACCUGACGAUUCCUCAAUCACCGGCAUUCCCCCAGUCACGUCUCUCUUGACCAGACAUACGCCUGAAGGCGCCUGGAUUCCGGUCUUCAGGCCAUACACACCUGUCAGCGCGAACGACCAAGCCGGAUAUGUGACAUUCAUGAUCAAGAAGUAUCCGAACGGCAAGGGGUCCGGCAAAAUGCACUCUUUGAAACCUGGUGACUCAAUGUUGUUCAAGCCACUCCACGAAUUCGACUACAAGCCAAACCAGUACUCCGCCAUGACCUUCAUUGCCGGCGGAUCGGGUAUCACACCGAUCUAUCAGCUCACCCAGGCCAUCCUUAACAACCCCGAGGACAAGACCAAGAUUGCCUUGGUUUAUGCGAACAACACCGAGGAGGAUAUUUUGCUAAAACACGAAUUCGACCAGUUGGCGCAGCAAUUCCCCGACCGUUUCACCAGGACCUACACCAUCAGCAAGGCCACACCCCAAAACGAAGGUCUCUACCACCAGGGCUACGUUGACAAGACCAUGCUGACCCAGGUGAUGCCCCACAAGAUGAAUGAACGGAAUGUCAAGGUUCUCGUUAGUGGACCCCCUGCCAUGAUUGAGGCUGUGGCAGGCGCCAAAGGCGGCUUCGGAUGGACACAGGGCAGUCUUGGUGGGAUCCUCGGAGAGCUAGGAUAUACCAAGGAAGAAGUGCACAAGUUUUAG